UACUGAUGUUUAGUUUAAACUUGAGGUUCUCAAGUCUCUACAGUGCACUGGCAGCCUCGAAUCUCUAUUCUUAUAAUUUCCCGAUGGAAGGACAUUAAAAACAGGCUGAAUAGAAAAGAAGAUGGUUGAGAAUAAGCAUGAAUUACAAGCUCUAAAAAUGGAAGAUAUGGAAGAUGGUUCGGAACCAAGGAAACUGAAGAAGAAAGCAAGAAGAAAUUAUCUUGUUAAGAUGGUCACAAGAUUAUGUAGAAGGAAAAAUACAGAGGAGGUUCAGAGCAAGGAAACCGUUCUAGAACUUUUACAGCCACCCAGGUACAAACCAAAUGAUCUUGGGCAGAUAAGUUUGGAGACAAAAUUCACGAAGAACGAAGUAAAAUUCUUGUACAGAGCAUUCAAAACAGUUUGUCCAAACGGAAUAAUUGAUGAAGAAACAUUUAAAGAAGUUUAUGAGAAAAUAUUCCCAAUGGGAGAUGCUUCCAAAUACGCCCAGAUUGUAUUCCGAGCCAUUGAUAGGAAUAGAACUGGAGGAAUAACAUUUGGAGAUUUUAUGCAAUUCCUCUCCGUGAUUACGAAGGGAACUGAUUAUGAGAAAAUACUCUGGAGUUUUCAAUUCUUUGAUAUAAAUCAGGAUGGCAAGAUUACAAGGGAUGAGAUGAUUAAGGUCUCCGAGUCUGUUUAUGAGCUCAUGGGAGCUGAUAUAGGAGAAAAGGGUAAGAGACAGUACGUUGACAAUGUUUUCACAACAAUGGAUCUGGAUAAAAACGGCGAGGUGUCGAUAAAGGAGUUUGUAUCGUACUGCAGUAGGUCUGACCAUGUUGUAAACUCUAUACUAGUUCUAGUGUAAGCAUAAACAAAGUUUGUACCGUACUGCAGUAGGUCUGACCAUGGGAAUUAAACCAGGAACCCCCAUAUCUUUGUUUACAUAAAAAGGUGCUGUUAUAUCUGGGAGGAAUGUAAACAAAUACAGGCUGAGUAGUUCACAUUUUUAGUAAAAAAAGGAGAUUUCUGAUAUAUUUUCCUCUAUAUCUGACCAUAUAUUAAACCUCAAUUCCUGUAACAAUCUUUUAUGGUCAUUUUACUCCUUUCUAGAAAGCAUAUAAAAAUU
Molecule: messenger RNA, 1105 nt
Organism: Eurytemora carolleeae
Lineage: Eukaryota; Metazoa; Arthropoda; Copepoda; Calanoida; Temoridae
Product: Kv channel-interacting protein 4
Exons: 7
Coding region: 122-844 (240 amino acids)
Molecular function (GO): calcium ion binding
Source: RefSeq, a predicted model, not a curated record